This is a messenger RNA of Acanthopagrus latus (yellowfin seabream), 2273 nucleotides long. Its product is annotated as putative monooxygenase p33MONOX. NCBI's taxonomy places the organism in Eukaryota, Metazoa, Chordata, Actinopteri, Spariformes, Sparidae. The record is from RefSeq and is a predicted model, not a curated record. The coding region runs from base 236 to 1225 and encodes 329 amino acids. The transcript has 8 exons. Gene Ontology annotation, cellular component: cytoplasm.
GUCAUGGAUGAAGCAGCCGAUAAGCAAACAUACAGUUUUUCCGAACAGCCUGUCGGGAUGAUGCGACCGUGACAGAGAAAUCGCUGCAGCUGAGGAAUAGCAUUUCACCGGGAGAGGAUUGGAGACGCAGGCAGGUCGAGUGUUCAGAUUCGGAUUCCAAAGCAAAGCAGAGUGGGCUUCCACACCGCCAACCUCCAGACUGUCCUGUGGUCAGCCCCACAGAUCUGCUGUCAACAUGGCUUCACGGCAAGGAGACAUUCCAGCCCUUGAGUCUGGCACGCCGCCUGGACUUUUCGGUGCCCUAUCAUCACCGAUCGGAAUGACUCGGCGCAACACCAGUUACGACGAGCUCAUGGAGGCCCCCAUGCACUCGCCGCCUGCAGACUUUAGUGUCAACAUCUUGUGGAAAGACCCUGUGAUCCCACAGCACAAGUUCAGAAACACUGCAGAGGAAAGCGAGAGUGGUGGGAAGCCCCUGACUUUCGAGGCGGCAGCGACAGCCAAGUCCCCAGUGCCUGUUGUGAAAGCCAAAGCCACCUCUCUAAUGAGCUCGCUUAUGAUCAAGCAGACCCAAGAGAGCCUGCAGAGGUUUGAGCACCAGGCAGGGCUGACAGACGCCAAGUAUUCUCCCCACAAGGGGCUCUCGGCCGAGGAGACUCGCUUUCACCGGCUUGGUGAUGGCACACUGCCAAAGUUGAAGAUGCCAAGCGGGGACUUCAAGGAGGACAGGCUUACAACAUCAGCACAAUCCACCCCAAGUGGCACCCCCUCCGUCACCCCCUCUGUCACCCCCAGUGUCACCCCCUGUGUUAGUCCCCACACAUCACCGGCUCUUACUCGCAGGUCCUGGUUCCAGCUGAGUCCUGCACCAUUUCUUACUACCCCAGAGCUCAACAGUCCCUUCCCCAGCACAGACAUGGGAGGAAAUGAGGGGGGAGGAGGAGAGAGAUGGAACUUUUUUGGAACUCGAUCUGUGGUACAGAAGUCCCCCACUGACCCUGGCUCUGACACCAGCACAGGAUUCUCACUGCAGUCCUACUUCGGUAUGCAAAAGUCCUCCACCAUAGAUGGCACCAACACCCAGGUCAACUUCACAGGAGAGAACCCUGCUAACUUCAUGCCCCCCAAGAUUGAAAUCUCAGGCAUUGAGGCAAAGCGGGUGCCCCCACGGCCACAUAAACUUAAACCUCGGGACAUGAAUGUUUUAACACCUUCAGGCUUCUGAAACCGGUCGAGCUGUCCAGUGACAGCUCUGUUCAUCAACUGUUGUCCUGUCUGCGUCUGAUUUCUCAUUUAUUUUCCUACCUUCCUUUGUCCUCUCUGCCUCCCUGCAAAUUGGCUGAGGCUGAGAGGAAUGAGGACCACCUUGUAGUAUUAAUGCUCACCAGCCCCAGUGACAUCACUGCACUGUUACCCCUCCUAGUGGGCCAACUAGGUGGAUUGCAAUUUUCUUCUAGUGCACAUCAUCCCUUUCCUAUUUCUUCCAACUUAAUGGUCCAAAAUAAAACAUCAUAUGAAGUAACGUCAUUUGUCAUCAAUUAAGAUGGCACUGCUUUGUAUUAUUAUUGUUCUGUCACAUAAAGGGUGCAUUGAAUGCAUUGCCUUGUCCUUGUUCUAUUGUCAGUGAUGGCAGCAUGAGCUUGAAGUUGUUGAAAUAUCUUAUCAGUCCUUAGCUCAAACUAAUAACUUUUGCAUUGCCUCAUAUACUAAAACUGACAAGCUAUUUCAAUUCCUAAUUCUCAGUUGCCUCUUUUUUUUAUUUUCAACAAGCUCACAAAUGUGUAGUUGUGUAGUGCUCUUCUCUGUUAGCAUGCAGAGUAUAGCGUAGUAUGACUGAUAUUGUGCCUAAACUUACAGCUUGUUUGCUUUCUUGCCAUCUAAGCUCAGCUUUUGUUUUGGUUUUUUAUAUGUGUGAUUUUACUGUGUGAGAGAGUAUGACUGCUGACCUGAAGUGUUUUUUUUUUUUUUUUUUUGUAUUAUUUCAACUGAAGUGUUUUCAAAUUGUUCUGCUUUAAAUCAACAAUUUUUCUUUCUAAUAGUAGCUAGUAUGUUGGUUUUAUCACAUUUUUAUAUUUCAGCACAAUAUUGUUUCAGCGUGCUAUAAAAAUACAAAUUAUUGAAGUGGUCAUUUUCAAUUGAUCGUUUUUGGUGUGUGUCACAAUACAUGAGCCCCUGCUGUUUUGAGAAGUUGAUAAAUUCCAAGUAAGUAAUUGCACAAGGGAGAUUGUCUCCCACUUACAUCUGUAAAUAAAUCUGAUAUUAAGAAGCAGAAA